Molecule: messenger RNA, 927 nt
Organism: Uloborus diversus
Lineage: Eukaryota; Metazoa; Arthropoda; Arachnida; Araneae; Uloboridae
Product: paired mesoderm homeobox protein 2-like
Exons: 3
Coding region: 258-845 (195 amino acids)
Biological process (GO): regulation of transcription by RNA polymerase II
Molecular function (GO): DNA-binding transcription factor activity, RNA polymerase II-specific; RNA polymerase II transcription regulatory region sequence-specific DNA binding
Source: RefSeq, a predicted model, not a curated record
UUUUCAACAACACUUUCCCCGAGAUAGAUACAUGCUCAAUCGUUUUGAAGAGAAGCCAUGGAGUAUGGGAAAAGUUUUGCUUACUUUGAAUUCAAAGAUAAUUUUCACUUUUGAUUGACAUAAAAAUUAAAAGAAAGAUUAGUUCGAGCUUGGAAAGAAAGGGAGUCUUUAAGUAGCUCAAUUUUCAGUCAUUAUUGCAAGAAAGGAACAAUUCAAAGCUUAUUUCUAAAGUGAUUUACGUUUUGUGAGAAUGCAGAAUGGUUGACUUUGGUGCAGUUCAGUACGGGGAUAAUACUAAACGUUUUACAGUUAGUCAUCUGUUAGACUUACCUAGGAACAGUUGCUGCUUCCUUCAAGAACAGCCACAAGUGCAUCCCCCAUCCAUUGAGCUGGAAGAUGAUGAGAAAACGGAAGAUGAAACAGCUGAAGGUGAAAACCACAGAAAAAAGCCAAGAAGGAAUCGAACUACAUUUACAACGCAACAGUUAAAUGCCCUAGAAAAAAUAUUUGAAAGAACACACUACCCUGACGCAUUUGUUCGGGAGGAAUUAGCGAGGAAGGUCAAUCUCAGCGAAGCAAGGGUUCAAGUCUGGUUUCAGAACCGGAGGGCCAAGUUUCGUCGGAACGAGCGCACUAUCCUAGCUCAACGCAACCAGCUUCGCCCACCGUUGCCGACAGUAGAGCAACCUAUUGUGGCUCGCCCGACAACCCUUUUGCCAUGGAAAGUAUCGCCAACUUACUGCAGCGGCGCUUCCAGUGCCGGUCCGCUACAUUACGCUCUACCCAAUUUCCAACAACGCCAUCACGAUUAUGGAGGACCUCACCAUUACCCAGCACCACCAUGACGACGGUUGGAAUGGGGGACAUUUUUGUAGACUUUCUAUUCACGCGAGACAUUUACUCCGAAGAGUAAAAGAGAAAAUUGUG